Aspergillus homomorphus CBS 101889 is the source of this 1134-nucleotide messenger RNA. Its product is annotated as 3-deoxy-7-phosphoheptulonate synthase. NCBI's taxonomy places the organism in Eukaryota, Fungi, Ascomycota, Eurotiomycetes, Eurotiales, Aspergillaceae. Gene Ontology annotation, molecular function: 3-deoxy-7-phosphoheptulonate synthase activity. Gene Ontology annotation, biological process: aromatic amino acid biosynthetic process. Gene Ontology annotation, cellular component: cytoplasm. The transcript is spliced from 3 exons. The coding region runs from base 1 to 1134 and encodes 377 amino acids. The record is from RefSeq and is a predicted model, not a curated record.
AUGCCUAGCCUUGCGGCCACCCCCAGCCUCGAUGCUACCAACAUCGAUCUUCUGCGCAAGAAGCUCGCUGAAGAUGUCCGAGUUGAGAAAUACACGCCCCUCGCGCCGCCCGAGCUGGUGCAAUACGACAUCGGGCUGAGCGCACAAUCACUGCUCACCGUCCUGAACAGCCGCAUCGAGGCACGCAACAUCAUCCGGCAGGACUCAGACCGGCUCCUGGUGCUGGUGGGACCGUGCAGCAUUCACGACCCGGAGAACGCGUUGGAAUAUGCGACGCGGCUGCGGGAGCUGGCCGACGAGCUGCAGGAGGACCUGUGCAUUGUGAUGCGGGCAUACCUCGAGAAGCCGCGCACGACGGUCGGAUGGAAGGGGUUGAUCAACGACCCGGAUGUGGACGACUCUUACAACAUCAACAAGGGCGUGAAGGUGGCGCGGAAGCUGCUGGCGGACAUCACGGAUAAGGGCGUGCCGGUCGCGUGCGAGAUGCUCGACACCAUCUCGCCGCAGUACACGGCUGACUUGAUCAGCGUGGGCGCCAUCGGUGCGCGCACCACCGAGUCCCAGUUACACCGCGAGCUGGCCUCCGGCUUGUCCUUCCCCGUGGGCUUCAAGAACGCCACCGACGGCUCGGUCGGCACCGCUGCUGACUCGUUGAAGUCCAUGCGCGGCAAGCAUCACUUUAUGGGUACCACUAAGCAGGGCAUCAUUGCCAUCACCAGUACCAGUGGCAACUCUGACGGGUUCGUCAUCUUGCGCGGCGGGAGUCGCGGGACCAACUAUGAUGCCGAGAGUGUCAAGGCGACCAAGGAGAUGUUGGGGAAGAAGGGCGAGAGACAGGUUGUGAUGGUCGAUUGUUCCCAUGGUAACUCCCAAAAGGAUCAUCGCAACCAGCCCAAGGUCCUGCACACCAUUGAGGAGCAGCUCCGUGAGGGCGAGAGAGGCAUCAUCGGUGUCAUGGUUGAGUCCAACAUCCGCGAGGGAAACCAGAAGCCUUCUGCACGCCUGGAGGGCUGCGAAAAGGGGGUUAGCAUUACGGAUGCUUGCAUCGAUUGGGAGACCACCGAAACUUCAUUGCGCUCGUUGGCGGAUGCCGUGCGUGAGCGUCGGGCUCGGGUGACUGCUGGAAAGCAGUAA